CAGUGCACUUUGUUGGGUGUUUUUUGUGCUUGCUUUCCAUUUCUUUUUGCUUCUACCUUUGAUGCUGUAUGUGGACAAUUGAACUUUUAAAUACUCCAAAGUGAUUUUUAGCGCAUUUUCUUUCAUAUCUGUAUAUUUUUUAUAAGUAAUUUCCUUUUUUUGCCAAUGCUUGUCACGAACAAACAAUUGGGUCUUGGACGCUCCCACAGCUGGGACACAUUAGGGGGGAAUGAGGGUCAGUGGGAGAGGCAGUGUGACAGUGCGUAUGAUCAGCAAGCAAGAUUAGCAGGGCGACGGAACUCCCUGUCAUACAGCGAGGGAGGAGGGUGGUACGAGGCUCCACCGGGUGUGCGUCCUCCUGACCUGGAUUUGAAACGUGCUUCAUAUUCUCACCAAGACUCUUCCUACGGACAGGUUUACACAGAGCGGCUCGACCCACGCGGACUCAGGAAGAGCUCUGUGCCAGACAUUGGCCACUACGAACGCGUACCAAUGGCUCACCGAGGAUCCAUUCCACAUCAAGAUUACUAUUCUCAUGAUCCAGCCAUGACUCCUCGGCCACCUGAGGGCUUUUACAGGUCAGACCACCAGCCUCCUCCACCUCAGCCUCAUCAACUCAGUAGGUCAGGCUCCCAUUUUGGAAUAGCUCCUGGGGCUCGUGCUGUGUGGGAACAAGGUCAGCCAGGCAGAACUGGACCUCAAGCUCCUUCAUCACCUCUGCCUCAGCCACCACCUCCAACAGCCCAUGAGUUAAGUCGGACUUACAGAGAACCUGGGACUAUAACUGUUGCCAAGAUUAUGCAAGAUGGCCAACAGCGCUUACCUACCAGAGAUCCAUCUCCUGCUCACUACGGUAUGGAUCAUCCAUCUCCUAGAUAUGCCAAUGAGCCUCCCACUCUGACUGGGCAAUCAGUUUAUACAGAUGUUGAUGGACGCCCUCUGGAUUCACAGCAGCAAGUUGCCACCUGUCUCGUAGUAGAUCCAGCUACUCAAGGUAUGGUGAGGCAAGAAACGGCUUUGCCUUACACCAUUCAACAACAUCAGCAGCUGCAACACCAACAACAGCUGCAUCAACAACAGCAACAACUCCAACAGCAGCAAUUACAACAGCAACAACUCCAACAGCAGCAAUUACAACAGCAACAACUCCAACAGCAACAAUUACAACAGCAGCAACUUCAGCAGCAACAGUUGCAACAACAGCAACUUCAACAGCAACAACAGCAACUUCAACAGCAGCAGCUACAGCAGCAGCAACUGCAACAGCAGCCAUUUCAACAACAGCAAUUACAGCACCAACCACUUCAACAGCAGCCUUUACAGCAACAGCAGCUUCAACAGGAACAGUUGCAGCCGCAUCUGCAACAGCCGCUUCCGCCUCCACCCACCAUACCAGUGUCUGAUCCUAACCUUGCUCUGUCCUCUCCACUCCCAGCUCCACCUGCUCCAAUGCAAACUGCAGCAGUUGUUGCAGCUGUGCAUGCACCUGUUCAGACUGCCCCUACCCCAGCCCCCCCUCCUCCAGCCUCACCAGUUCCUGCUCCUCCUUCUGUGCCUCCUGCAUCAAUCCCACAGACACCUUUGCCUGUGGACCCCAAGAAGACAGUGGAUCCAGAAUUCCUUUCUUUGCUGCGAAAUGAAGGCCUCUCAGAGAGCACAAUUUCUUCACUCAUCCAGCAAGGCUUUGACUCUAGUAGCUUGUUGACUGUUAUGGAGGAAAAUGACGUCCGCACUGUCGCCCCCAACCUUGGCCAGGCUCGUGUACUGUCUCGGCUGGUUCAUAACUACAAGCGGCCAAUUGAAGCUACACCAGUCCCAUCCCGGCCUCAAACACCCAUGCGAGGUCGAUCUAAUAGCUUUAGCCAUCGCUCAGACAUGUACCAGCAACAACAUCACCACCAUCCAUCACACCUUUCUCAGGCUUUGGUUGUUGAUCCUCAGUUAAUGCCUCCAUCAACCCCUGGGGUCAUGCAAACCAUUUCACCAAGAAUGGGAGAAGUAGUUAGUCGGAGGCCAAGCAGUGCACCCUCUCAAAACCUCCUUGAAGCCACAGGGGGCUACCCAGGCCAACCACCUCGUUCCCCUGGGCCAUACACUGGAGCCCUUAUGCCUGUCCAGCCAAGACCAAUGUCUGCCUACUCCGCUGGGGUAACAAUGCCUGGGAUGUCUAUGCAGGGCAUGCAGAUAAUGCCACAGCAGAUGGCUGGGUCAAUGCCUGCCCUACCAGGAUCUACUCAUUCUAUGUCAGGUAUGCCACAGCACAUGCCUGUAUCAUUGCCAGCGUUACAACAGCCUCCCCAACAAGUACCGAAGGCAUAUUCUACCAAUUAUACAGUCCCUAUGGAGCUGAUGAAGAGGGACCGGAGUUUACUGCCAUUAUCACCCAUGCAUAGCCCUCACCCAAGCCCUCAGCUGAUACGUAAGGGUGGGGGUCCUUCAGUAGACAAUGCCAUGAUCCCAGUUGGAGCACCUGUUAAAGGCCAAAGUGCGCUGACUGCUAACCAGAAGUUAAGCCGACGCACGGGUCCUCCUGUCAUUGUGUCCACCAUGGCAUCUCCAGACAUAAGAGAUGGAGGUAUUUUCCAGGCUGAUAAUGAACUCUGCAGGGGUGUGAUGAUGAGACACGGGGAGAGCUGGGGAGCUACAGGUGUGUUCGGUAUCCGGCCCCAGAUUAUGAAUGGGCCUAUGCACCCGCGCCCCCUGGUGGCGCUGCUGGAUGGGCGCGACUGCACCGUGGAGAUGCCCAUCCUCAAAGACCUGGCCACCGUGGCUUUCUGUGACGCCCAGUCCACACAGGAGAUACAUGAAAAGGUGCUGAACGAGGCGGUGGGGGCCAUGAUGUACCACACCAUCACCCUGACCAGAGAGGACCUGGAGAAGUUCAAGGCGCUGCGCAUCAUCAUACGCAUAGGCAGCGGCUAUGACAACAUCGACAUCAAGGCUGCCGGCGAGCUCGGCAUUGCUGUGUGUAACAUUCCCUCCGCGGCCGUAGAAGAGACAGCAGACUCGACGCUUUGUCACAUCCUCAACCUGUACCGGCGAAACACCUGGCUGUACCAGGCUCUCCGGGAGGGCACGCGGGUCCAGAGCGUGGAGCAGAUCCGGGAGGUGGCGUCCGGGGCGGCCAGGAUCCGAGGCGAGACGCUCGGCCUCAUCGGAUUUGGUCGCACAGGCCAGGCGGUGGCCAUGCGGGCCAAGGCGUUCGGCUUCAACGUGAUCUUCUACGACCCCUACCUGCAGGACGGCUUGGAGCGCUCGCUCGGAGUCCAGCGGGUCUACACGCUGCAGGAUCUGCUGUACCAGAGCGACUGCGUGUCCCUGCACUGCAACCUGAAUGAACACAACCACCACCUCAUCAACGACUUCACCAUCAAACAGAUGCGCCAAGGUGCUUUCCUGGUCAACACGGCACGGGGAGGUCUCGUGGAUGAGAAGGCUCUGGCUCAGGCCCUGAAAGAAGGCAGGAUACGCGGCGCUGCGAUGGAUGUCCACGAGUCGGAGCCUUUCAGUUUUUCCCAGGGCGCUCUCAAAGACGCCCCCAACUUGAUCUGUACCCCGCACACCGCCUGGUACAGCGAGCAGGCGUCGCUGGAGAUGAGAGAGGCCGCUGCCACGGAAAUCCGCCGGGCGAUCACUGGUCGUAUUCCCGACAGCCUGCGAAACUGCGUCAAUAAAGAGUUCUUCAUGACCACGGCGCCGUGGGGAAUGAUGGAGCAGCAGCAGCCUCAGGUUCACCCAGAGAUCAACGGGGCUGCCUACAGAUUCCCUCCUGGCGUGAUGGGCGUCGCUCCCGGCGGGAUAAUCGGACCUAUGGAAGGAUUGGUGCCUGGGGGGCUGCCCAUCGCCCACACUCUGCCCCCGGGCACCCAUCCGUCACAGGCUGCCUCCCCGCACCAACCCUCCAAACACGGCGACCCCAUGAGAGAGCACAUGACUGAGCCGUAGUAGGACCGCCGCAGGAGUCAAUGCGGGUCAUGACAGCAGUGUAAAAACUAAGGAUCCGACCAAGUCAACCCAUCCAAACGUAAGCUUGACUUCAGCCAUCUGGACCUACCAGCAAACUGCCUGCCGGGCUAAUGUGUUACACACAGUUUUGUUUUUUGUAUGAAACCACUAAACCCAAGUGAGGACAGUGGAGGAUGGUGCACACCUGAGCUGCCACACCAAGAUGGGACUGAGCGACUGUCAAACUCCUGUGCAGAUGAUCCAAACUCUCUCCCUGUUUCAGAUCUGAUUUUUGCUCCUCACUGAACUAAGUGACGUUUUUCUUUCUAUAUUCACCAUUCCGUAUGUAUUAGGGAGGUUUUUCGUCUGACAUCUGGGACUUGUUACCAGGAACUAAAGGCUGCAGGGAAACCUGACCCCCGUCCUCCCUGGUUUAAAGGAGGACCUUGUCAAGCCCAAUUUUAUCCCUUUGAUUUCCCCCCCUUCCCCCCUAAUUUCUGCACAAAAGUGUCCGGUGUUACUUAGUUGUUGUUGUUUUUUUUUUUUUACUUCAUUCUGUUUGAUUUGUUUUCAGUGCUUCUGUUGAAAAUCAGUAUCUGUUUUUUUGUUGUUUGUUUUCUGUUAUUCAGUGUAUGAACGUUAAAGGGUUUACAGGCAUGUUUGGCAGACAGGAAAAGUCAGGAGUUUCUUAGAUCUGAACUCUAAUUUUGCCCGUUUCUCUUUAUGAAGGGUUGUGUUCCAAGAAUGUAAAAAAAAAAAAAAAAAAUACAAAAAAAAAAAUGGAAAAAUAGGAGAAAAUAAAUGUGGGCUAAUAUUUGGAUUUGUGAGGUAGGAAUAACCCUUUUUAAACCAAAAAAAUGAACUAAAUAAAACAAAAAUAGAAACACAAACAAUUGGGAAAUAUUAUCAAAGUGAGCUGCAAUCUUUCAAAGUACCUCGGAUAUUUGUUUGUUAUGAACACAAUAUUAUCUGUUGGUGUCCAAAGGACCUGAUUUGCAUGGCAGCAACACGGUUAUGAGAUAUGAGCGUGUUGGGGUGGGAGGGAAACAGAAACAGGAAAUGUCUUACUCAGGAAAAAACAAAAUAACAUGAAAUCUGAACAGAACAGGAAGAAACUCUGGAUUACUGCAUUUCUUUCUCCAUUGUGGUAUUUUUUUUUUUUUUUUAUAAAUCAAAUGUACAUUUUUUGAUGUUGAAGGUUUUCACUCCUGUUAGAUUUGUAUUGCCUUGUUAAAUGUUCAUAUAAGUGUAGUCUGACGUGGCCGACCCCACCCUCGCUCGCUCCUCUUACAGUUCCCCCAUUGUUUUCCCUGCUGUGACGAGAGCCAGAUGGGGUUCCCGGAGGCUCUGUGAACAAGCAGCGGCCGCAUCCAUCCAUCCAUCCAUCCAUCCAUUCAUCCAUUCAUCCAUCUGUCCAUCCCUUACUUCAACACCGAGACUUUAGCAAGACGUGGCUGCUAGCAGAUUGUUUGGUUUUUAGUGUGAGUAUUUGUAUUUGUUUCUUGUAUAAGGUGAACAUAUAGCAUACAGUGCAGCUGGAACCAAUAAAUAAAAACUUACUGUUCUGAUUCA
Messenger RNA from Fundulus heteroclitus (mummichog), 5517 nucleotides. It is a transcript of the gene ctbp2a, whose product is annotated as C-terminal binding protein 2a. The transcript is spliced from 10 exons. The record is from RefSeq and is a predicted model, not a curated record. Lineage: Eukaryota; Metazoa; Chordata; Actinopteri; Cyprinodontiformes; Fundulidae. Gene Ontology annotation, molecular function: oxidoreductase activity, acting on the CH-OH group of donors, NAD or NADP as acceptor; transcription corepressor activity; NAD binding. Bases 166 to 3945 code for a protein of 1259 amino acids.